Zerene cesonia (dogface butterfly) is the source of this 10338-nucleotide messenger RNA. Its product is annotated as gamma-aminobutyric acid receptor subunit beta-like. The record is from RefSeq and is a predicted model, not a curated record. Gene Ontology annotation, biological process: regulation of membrane potential; nervous system process; chloride transmembrane transport. Gene Ontology annotation, molecular function: extracellular ligand-gated monoatomic ion channel activity; GABA-A receptor activity; neurotransmitter receptor activity. Bases 1028 to 2536 code for a protein of 502 amino acids. Gene Ontology annotation, cellular component: membrane; neuron projection; synapse. Lineage: Eukaryota; Metazoa; Arthropoda; Insecta; Lepidoptera; Pieridae. The transcript is spliced from 10 exons.
GCGCGAAAGCCACGUGACUCGUUAGAUUAUAAAAAAAAACACAAUUCAGUUUCAUUAAACCUUUCUCAUAAUAACGCUUAAAAUGUUCGCAGCAUAAACUUAUUUAAAUGGGACAAGAAUAUUAAACUUGAAGAUAAAAUUAUUUUGAAAUGUUGAUGCAGUCUCGUUGAUGUCUGCUGGUCUAGAUUCUGUAUAUGCACUAUUUGUACCUACAUUUAUGUAUUCUACGUAUUUAUCGGGAACUUUGCUCCUGUUUUCUUUAGGAUUUCCCCUAUUCUUUAUGUUUAUAGAUUAUACAUAUUUUGAUGUGGAAAUAUACACGGUUUGCCAUAAACCACAUCACAGAUCAUAAAAAAAUUGGGGCAAACGGGACACUUUUUAAUCGUUCAAAAAUUCAAUUAUAAAUGGAAUUGUGUGUGUAAAUAAUGGAUUAUUUAAUAUGUACAGAUUGUGUUCUAUAUAGCUAAUGAGAAAAAUAAAUAAAGCAUCGUUAUGGCGGUUUUUACAGCGGUUUUUGGCCCACGGGCACACUCAAUAGCCAUAUACAUAUUUAAUGUCAGGAAUUUUAUAUGCACCACAUAUUAUUAACUGAGAUAACACAAUUUGCGCUUGAAAAUGUUGACUUUACGAUCCGUUCUUUAGGGGAAUCGGGCAAGUCCUGUCAUGUUUAUUGGAAUAACUCGACCGCCGUCUGGAUAUUUCACGCGCGUUGAAUACAACUCGGCGGCCGGCGAACAUGCGUGCGGCGGCGCCGUUAUCGGCUGGAGAAAUCGAAAGUCACACGUUAAAGCAUGAGCGGUGGCGGGAAGUCGUCCCGCAGCCCCAAGACGUUCCUUGUCGCUCAAUAAGUGGUGCGCUUCUGAGCACCGUCAUCGCAAAAGAAAUACGGUCGGGCCCACGGUCGAUAGACGUUUGGGCGCAAGCGCGAGUUAAUGCUGCCACAGAAGCCGAGAGAUCGCAUUAGUCUGCCGGCAAACCGAAAAGCGGUGGUGGUUGAAGCGUCCGCUCGGGCGCGGCGGACGUAAGCAUGACGCCGACUCGGCCGCGCAGCGUGCGAUGUCUCGCGGUCGUAUUUUCCCUCGCAAUCGCCUGGCUGCCGCAUGCCGACCAAGCAGGCGCGGGCGGUGGGGGCAUGUUCGGUGACGUCAACAUCUCGGCCAUUUUGGAUUCUCUGAGCGUCAGCUACGAUAAAAGAGUGAGACCCAAUUAUGGCGGACCACCUGUCGACGUGGGCGUCACCAUGUACGUGCUAUCCAUCAGCUCCCUAUCUGAAGUGAAAAUGGAUUUCACGCUGGAUUUCUACUUCAGACAGUUCUGGACAGACCCGAGGUUAGCGUAUAAAAAGAGGCCAGGCGUAGAGACAUUAUCUGUCGGAUCCGAGUUUAUAAGAAACAUUUGGGUCCCGGAUACAUUUUUUGUAAAUGAGAAGCAAUCUUACUUUCAUAUCGCUACAACAAGCAAUGAAUUCAUUCGAAUUCAUCAUUCUGGAUCCAUCACACGCAGUAUAAGAUUAACAAUCACCGCAUCGUGUCCCAUGGAUCUCCAGUACUUCCCAAUGGAUCGUCAAUUAUGCAACAUAGAGAUCGAGAGUUUUGGCUACACCAUGCGGGACAUCCGAUAUAAGUGGAACGAGGGCCCCAACUCCGUGGGCGUAUCCAGUGAAGUGUCUCUGCCGCAGUUCAAGGUGCUCGGCCAUCGUCAAAGAGCUAUGGAGAUCUCACUUACCACAGGAAAUUAUUCACGCCUGGCUUGUGAAAUCCAAUUUGUGCGUUCGAUGGGAUACUACUUGAUCCAGAUUUAUAUUCCAUCUGGUUUGAUCGUGAUAAUAUCGUGGGUAUCGUUUUGGUUGAACCGAAACGCGACUCCUGCCCGCGUGUCACUUGGAGUGACUACCGUGCUGACCAUGACUACCCUCAUGUCAUCUACAAAUGCAGCCUUGCCCAAGAUAUCGUAUGUCAAAUCUAUUGAUGUUUACCUUGGUACCUGCUUCGUGAUGGUCUUCGCUAGCCUUUUAGAAUAUGCUACCGUCGGCUACAUGGCUAAGAGAAUACAGAUGAGGAAGCAACGAUUCACCGCCGUUCAGAAAAUGGCAGCUGAGAAGAAAAUGCACUUAGACGGGCCACCUGGCACAUCGGAACCACUACCACCACCUCGAACCAGCACGCUAACUCGCCCUGCUCCACCAAGUCGAUCCUCGUCGUACAAUCCCCACACGCAGGAGGUCCGCUUCAAAGUUCACGAUCCAAAAGCAUAUUCAAAGGGCGUCACUCAUGAAAACACUAUCAAUGGUGCUCGUGGGCCUCCAGCACCCGCCCCGCCUGCCCCACAACCGGAAGAGGAAAUCCCACCACAUCUUCUCCAGGCCUCAAAGAGCAUCAACAAAUUGCUGGGCACGACACCAUCUGACAUCGACAAGUAUUCACGCAUCGUUUUCCCAGUGUGCUUCGUUUGCUUCAAUCUAAUGUAUUGGAUCAUUUAUCUGCAUGUGUCUGACGUGGUUGCCGAUGACCUGGUUUUACUCGGCGAGGAACAUUGAAUUAUACAAGUACAACAAUCUGGCGCAAACAAUGGUACUCGACAAUGGUAUAUUAUAGAACUCUUGACAACGUAGCAAACUAUCCGAAAUACAUAAUAUCACAUGUAUUUACUUCAUUUACGAUGUAAGCGGCACGGGAACUAAUCGUGACUAAAUUCUUUUAACCCAUAAAGAUUUGUGUCAAUCUAUACAAAAUUUUAUGUAGUAUUGUUAGUUUUUAGUAUCAUAGUUUCUACAAAGUAUCCUAUAAGUAUUGAUUAGACAUGAAUUAGUAGCAAUAUACUAUGAGAAUACUUAGUACUAAAACUAAUGGACAUGUCAUUUACUGAAAAUUUAUCAUACGAAUUAAUUUAUUUAAAUUCAGUGGGUUAUUUUUAAUUCAUUAUUUUUAAGAAUGUAUGACUAUUAUUUGUUAAUUUUGUAUGGAAAAAUGAAUGGGAAAUCAAGUUAGUGCCUCCUACAUGAUACCUGACUUAGAUUCAAGAGUUUCCUAAAUGAAAUAACGUAAUAUAAGAUAACGUAAAAAAUAUAUAAAAAAAUGGGGAAGGAAGAAAAGAACGUUGAAAAUGCAAGAACUCCGAGUUAAAAUGACCACGGGUAUGUUAUAAGGUGAAAUGUAAAUACUUAUACAUAAAUCUGUAUUACUAAUGUACUCGAUACGAUUAUUCUAGUUUUGUAUAUGUAAAAAAUAUAUUUAUAUAAUUUUUUGUUUCAUCUUAAGAAUUAUACACCGGUAACACAAUAUUAAAAUUUAGUGCACAGUACACUUUUUUCUACGUGCUUAGAUUAAAAUUACCUUUUUAUUAUUGUCGCAGUGUUAUAAGAGAAACGGUUUUCAAUAAAACGAUGAAUUAGACACACGACAACGGUGAGUAAAAUUAAUAUAAAACGCGAAUCAUUGAUGAAUUGAAUUAUAAAUGACGGUUAAACGUGCGUUUCCAUAAUUGCGUAUGGCUAUGAGACAAACGGUAUUUCUAAUAGAAUUCUUCAGUGUAUUAUCGAAAAACACUAGAUUUUUAUAAAAAAAGUUACUGAUUACAGAAAAUUACAAUAACGAGGAUAAGCCCUAGGAUAACGAGAGAAGCUAGUUCCUUAUAAAUAAUAGAUUAAGUAUCUCCUAGGUUUUAUUAAAAAUGGUUUUCAUUAUUUCCCUGUGGCAAGAUAACUUAACAAGAGACGUUAUUGGAUAUAUUAAAUUGAUGUAAUUACCGAUGCCUGUUCCUUUUUGACAAUAUUUUGCUGUGUUUAUAUAAAUAAGUUAUCGAAGCUAUAUAUUUAGUUUUAAGGCGCCCGUCCGCCAAGAUAAUACGAAAGAUGAGCGAUAAUUUGGUCUCACUUACGAUGAUACACCCCUUGGGAUUGGUAUUAAAAAAAUAGAAUCGAUAUUUCUCGAAUUUUUCUAUUUUGUCAUUCAUCUUUCUCAUUUGAGGUACAUUUAUUCUGAAUGAAAGCGGUGUAAUUCGAAAUAAGAAGUUUUCAAUUAACGUUUUCAAUGACAUAUUCAAAGGACGAAAGGUUGUAUAUAAUGUGAAACGUAUUGAGAAAACAUUCUACAAUAAUUUUAAUAUUAUCACAUGUAAAUCUUUUCUGACAUAGCCAAAUAACCUAAUACGAAAUUCCGCCGUAAACUAAUGUAUGCUUUAUUAUUAAUGAACAUUAAUACUAUAAAAGUUUCGUCUAACAAAACACAUAGGUAAUAACUACAUUUAACUACAUUCUAAACUCUUUGUAAAACCGAACCGAUUCUAAUAUUCCCUUUUUCUUUCAUAAACCCAAAUAAUUUCACAUUUGAUAAUAGAUAAUAUACAUAAUAUAAUAUUUACAAUGUAUCUGUGAAUAAUUAGUGAUUGAGGAAAUAUUUGUACAAGUAAAUAGUGCUGUGAAUUUUAAUUUGUUAAAAUAAGAUAUUUUUUACGAAUUUUAAUGGGAAUAUAAUGUUUAGUUCUCGGAGGCUUGUAACCGGGGAUAAAUAUUGUUGGUAUUGUUUCCACAUAAAGAUAUAAGCAAUCGCGUGAAAUAAUUCUAUAAGUGUUAUGUACAUAUACUAUAAAUAUAUCUCGUUACAAUGAAAAAACGCGUAAAAAGAUUUGAAGAAAUGAAAAGGCACUUCAAUUUAGUUUUAUCCUUAGCUCCAUCGAAGUGCUAUUUUUAUAAUUUUCGCAAUUAUCAUUGACAUAAAAAAUUUUGUCUGUCGACCCGCAAAUGAAAAUCCGGCCCAAAUUCUGUAUAAUUUUCAUAGAGUUUAAACCAUUAUUACGAUAUUACACAUACAAAAUGUAUUUAAUAUUAAUACAAAAUGUAGGCUAUAAAAUUUACGUAAUUCUAAAUUCUGUAGCAUUUGCCCGUAACCUUGGCUAGUAUCAAAGCUAAUGGCAUUGUUAAUUAUUUGAUGAAAAUGGUAUCAUAGAAAACAAGUUUACAAGCUUAAAACAUAAUGUAAUGAGUAAUUAUGUGUUUACAGCUGUAAUCUUUUAACGUUUGCGAUCGCGGGCUAUUUGAUUAGGAUAACUCCACAUUCAUUUGAUAGGCAAUUUAACAAACCAUGGUUCAUUGUUAAUCGGAUAAAUCAUGAUUCAUUGUAAAUAUGGAUUGUUUCAACUGAUUUUCCGAAAACACUUGAACAUUGCCAGUUUGAAGCGUAAGCAAUAUAACACUCGUUAUCAAGUCGUAGACUAAUUUAUUCAUGACUUCUCACUUUUGUUGUGUUUGUUUGGAAAUGUUAUUUAUAAUAUGUAUAUCAAGUUAAGUGUUAAAACGUUUUCUAGAGUUUAGUUAUCAUUAUAGUUUUUUUUUAACUAUUAAAUUUCAAUAUUAUGGGAAACUGUACGAACCAUAUUGGUGCAAGCCGAUGGGGAACAUAAUAACGUCUAAACAUGCUCAAUGUUUUAUUAAAAACUAUUAGUGUAGGAGAAUUGUAUAGGAAUAUAAUUAUAGUAUCAAGAUACUGCGCUACAUUUCAAUUGAAUCUUACGUUGUUCGAGGAAUAGACAAAUUUUAUAGAAUUUAUAUAGGUAAAGUGGAUUGACAUCAGUAGGAAAAAAAACUUUGAUAUGAAUAGAUCUGAAACUCUUUUGUUGCGUCUCCGCAAAAAAAUCGCGUGUAUGUAAUCUUCUUGUAAAGUAUUAUUAGAUCCUAACAAACAAAAUAAAAUUUAUUAACACAUGUAAAACUUGAGCAAUCACGUUGUAAAAAUAUAUAUUUUUUUGAUACAAAUAAUAUAACGUUACCCGUUAAGUUUGUCAAAGAAAUAUCAAGACGCUACGUUACUUUAUGCAUAAUAAUUUUAUGAAAGCGAUUAUUCAAAUUUCAAAUUAACAUAAAUGUAAAUUACUGCACUUAGCUAGUAAGGAAGUAGAGUAGCUUAGCGUGAGAGGGAGUGGUCGGAUUGCGUCUGCUUGGACUGUGCAAGGUCUGUAGGGGGUGCGCGUAUGCACGGUGAUUAGUCUUAAGUCAAAACAUGAAUUAAUAACCACGCUAAAGAGAUAUUAGAGACGCAAACCGACCGCAAACCUCCAUUGCGAAACCAAAUUCUAAAUCACAUUUAAAUAAACGUUAGAAUAAUAAAAAUAUAUAUAUUGAGAUAUAAAAUCGAGUUAGUGAAUUAAUAUAAUGUUUAUAGGUAUCAAUUAUUCAAUGCCUAUAAUAUAUCAAAUUUCAUACUUAGCGUUCGAAAGCAGUGGAUAUGCACUCAAUACAGCAUUUUAUAACAUUUGGAAAAUAGUAAUCAGUGCAAGAGGACUGUUCGUGUUCAGAUGACGUUGCUGAGAGCGAAUAUUAGAUAAUGUAGGUAACGUGUAAAAGUAUAUACAUAAAAUAGGAAUUCAAACUACAAUAGUUGACGUGAUAAAUAGCAACAUCGACGCCAUGCCGAACUCGCCGAUAACAUAACAGACGAUCGGAUGCCUUUAUCGUAUUAUGAAUUACAGAUUAACAGAUGCAUCUAUUUUUGUCAAAUUUGAUGGUCCGGGCCUGCAAAAAGCACACGCAAGCAUAUUCAGAUUGCAUAAAGUAUUGUAGAUAUGCAUAUAUAUUUUUAUUAUUGUACAAGUCACGUUUAUAUUGUAGAUACAUUUCGUAAUUUUAAUACAUGAUUCAUAGAUGUUGAUUUAAAAUACAAAUGAUCGUUGUAUUAGAAUUUGAAUUUCGUACAAAAACGAGAUUACGUGCCAAAUUCAGGCUGUUUUAUAAUGUCCGUCUCGAUGUUUUCUGUCACGAAAUAUAUCACAUUCCUUCGAGAUUGCUAAACGUUUCUUCUAAAGUAUCGAUCACUUGGAUAUCACUAUUUAAAUGAAUGUGAUUACAUACGUAAUCAUUUCUUCUUCGUCGCGUGACGAUUUAAUCAUUUAUAAAUGUAAUAUGUUGCUUUUUAAGUGUAAUAAUCGUGCAGUAUUAGAUCGUUACUUAACGUUUCACGAUAUCUAAACUCACCUAAAAUUCGCUUAGAAUCUUCGAAAUCACUAACGCGGUAAAUCGAUCCGAGAGAAGCUAAGGCGAGCUCCAUAUCUAUUAAAUUAAAUUCCCCGUGGUCCACUUGAAUAAUAUCAACAUCUUAGGAUAUGGGAUUCCUUUCGGUGCUAUUGACUGACUACCAUUUCUUCAAUUCUCGUUUUUCGAGCAGGACAGUAAUUAUGAUGUGAUAUAGGAGAUUGGAUUAGGUAACAAUUAAAUAAUAAACUUGAUGAUGUUAUCUUUAAAUUUUCUAUGAAUUUAUGGAUUCAAUCUUUGUUCUCAUAUGAUACGCUCAUGAAUAUUUUCACAUGAUUUAUCGUAAUUGUAAUUGUUUUCCCUUUAAUAUAGUUCUCUGUAUAUGCUCUCAGCAUGUGAAUUAAUUUUUGGAGUAUUUUUAACGAUUCGGAGAUGAAAUGACAACUGCGAACCGUUAUUAAAAUGCUAUUGAAAGGUUUCAUGAAAUUUGUAAAAACCUUCAGAUAAAGUGUAUAAUAUUAUAUUUUUAUUGUUAGUAAAAAUAUUUUAAGUUUUCUCUUAAUAAGGACCUCGAACUAUUGUUUCGCAAUAUAAUGUAAAUUUUUGCUAAGCAAUUAGCAUUACAUACCAAUGAUAAAAUAACUAAUCGAAUCAACUUCACUUAUAUUUAGACCUUAUCCGUAAACUAACAUUUAAAUAACGCAACCUUAUACUGAACCACAUUUGUUAUUUAAAUUCGGUUCGAUUAAAACGAUAUUACUGCGCUUUUUACAAAUUGCUCAAACCGUCUUGUAGAAAUUGUUCCAAGAUUUUAUUUCACCGGGAUAAUGUUUCGACUAAGGAACAAGGUUUGUUCCGCGGGUUCAGAGUAAUGUUUCGGGGAAGGUAUAAAGGUGAGGUUAACACCGUCCGUCUACUGUUAAUUACUCCUUUUCGUUAUUUUACACGUCAUUUACUCCCACUAGCUUUAACUAGAGGUACUCAAUGGAAUUAUCGAUUGUCAGUAUUAAAGAGGUAAGGAUGUAUUAAUUAUAUGAAUUUUUUUGUUAUUUCAAAAUCAACUAGUGACAGACAGUGUUUUCGGCGUAGCAUCACGAAAAAUGUAUUAGUUUUUUAAUGGAAUUAUAAAUUGUGACUGUUUAGUUCUGGCUGGCGAUAGAUUAUGCCUCUCACAUAAUUUGAGAUGGUCACUUAAUAUGACAGUAUAUUGGCAUCGUAUAGAACCAACUUCAAGCUUUCGAAGAGAUGUUAUUCAAGCCUUAUGAUAACUCUUCUUUAAUUCUGACAACAUCGUUUUUAAUACUAUAUUCGAUUGGACUUUUUUCAAUUUUGUUUUAACUGUGCUGUUUGCAGAGCUGUAUUGCCAAACUAAACGUUUUCAUUGGUAUCAAACAAAAACUAUUGGUAUUAUAAAUGUUAUCUUCUUAGUUAUAUAAUUUGAGACUGAAUUAGGUGAAUAAUCAUUUGUUUGAUGUUUAUCAAUAAAGCGUCUAUCUUAUUUACUGUUCUGUAAUCUAUUGUGGUUAUGUUUGCAUUUAAAAUGUCAAGAAUUUUAAACUAAUUGUUAUGUAAUAUGUUAAGAGUUUAUUACAUAUUUUAGUUUAGAUGAAGUCGUAAUACGAUCUUGUAUCACAAUGAUGGUUUUAAGAAAAUAUGUUAAUGUAUAGAAGUAACAGUUAGUGUUAUCAGCAAUUUUAAUGAUUUUUGUGAUAUCGUUCUGAAAGUGUUUCUUAGCAUAUCUUUUAAUGCGUUAUAAUCAAAUUUUAAGCGUUCUGUAAUAAUCAUAGUUUUAAAAUAAUUUUAUUACAAAAAUGUGAUACUAAAUUAACAUAAUUAAAAUCUUACAUUCAAAUCCUGCACUAAAAUAAAAUGUAAUAGUAUAAAUAACAGAUUCUGCUAGUUGAAACUAUGUGUAGUCAUAAUGUGGAUAAUUAAACCGUUUUUUAAAUAUGUAAUAUUCACUAGAAAUUGUUCACUGUCAAGCUGUAUGUAGGUUACUCUUUUAGCGAGACGCCCAAAUUAUGUCUCACACAAAAAUCCUCGAUUACAGUGGCAACGAAAAUAGCUGAAAAAUAUGUCAAAUUGCCGAUUCCAAAAACUAUAGUUCUGUCUCUCCUAUUGUUUAAUAUUAAGAUAAUGAUGUUCUAUUCGAUUUAACAUUUUUCCAGAAAAAAAUUAAAAAAACGUAUUUUUGAAUACCUAAGUAGGCUCGUUUCACUGUGACUGUUAUCACAUUCAUGUAAUUAUACAGGCAAGUUGUCCUACAAACUCUUUUUUACUUUCUACCAGAUAAUACGCUCAAAAAUAUACUAGGUACAUUAAACAAUAUAAUAUUAUAGACCUGAUGUUACUUUUCGUUUCCGUCAUUAACUUUAUUUCGGUUAGACGCCCAUCGAUACGUCAUAUAGAAAAAUCUGGUGGUCAGUACAACUGUGAAUUUUUGUUAAAGAAAUAAUUAGGUGUCUGGGGUGUUAAAAUGAGUUCACUCAUAUAAAAUUUGCUUGACAGUGGAUAAUUCUAAAAAGUUAAAGGUAAUCCUGUCUAUGAUAAUGACAGAUAAGAAGGAAAGAGAUAAGAUUUUUUUCAUUCUCCAAAUUUCAUACUAAACCAAUAAAAUCCUAAUGAUCCAACAACUGUUUUAUCCAUCGAUACAUUGUGAUACAGGUCUAAUAGCUAGCCAUCUUGUUACAUCUGAAUAAACGAAGACCCUUACUAUAUCUUAAACUCGAACGAAUUGUUAAUUAUAAAUAAAAUAUCGACUUCAGUCAAUAAUUUGAAUGUAAUCUACGAUUUUAUCGUUACCGUGUUCUGUAUAUUUUUAAGCAUUUCGUAUUCUAUUGUCUGAGAACUUUUUCGAACAAUUAAUUGGAAAAUAUCAUUUAAGCGUUGUUGUGUAAUGUAGCAAACAUUUUGUAUUAAAAACCGAAUCACUUUCUUGUAAUUUGGUGUCCAUUUUACGUGCUAAUUAAAACAGUUAAUCAUAUUCGAAUAAAUUAAUGUCACGAACAACAAUAACGUCUCGAAUUUAAAAACAAAAUUGAAAUUUGUAUCAUCUUUACAUUUCAAUUCAUAUAUUAAAAACACGACAUUUCCCUGCACGCUGAAUUUAAAUGUCAAGCAAAAAAAAAAAAAAACUAAUUUUUCGAAACGGUUCUCAGAUGAAGUCGUCGACAGAGAAUUUUAUCAUACUAUAUUUCUCUUUUGUAUGAGUGAUUUGUGUUAAAGUGAUAUAUUAGUAACUACCUAAUUAAUUUUUUAAUAUAUCUACCUAAUGGUCUUGGUGUGAAUAAAGAUGUUGCUCAAACUGAAUAACUUUAAAAUAUGUGUGUAGUAACAAUGUACGGAAUUUAGUUCUGUGAUCCAAUAAAGUUAUAUAA